AUGGCCUAUGGCUUCCGCAGCAGCGUCUGGGACCCCGUGCUGAUUAUCAGCCAGAUUGUCUGCAUCCAAUGUCUGUACUACGGCGCUGCUGGCGCCCUGCUCGCCCUCAUGAGCCCGCUCUCCAGUUGGCAAACCAGUCUCAGCCUCCUCUUCGACGACGAGAAGUUGCGUUUCCGUGAUGUGGAGGGUCGUUGCCUCAUCGCUGUUUUCCUGCUUGCGGCCACCGCC
Messenger RNA from Dibothriocephalus latus, 228 nucleotides. NCBI's taxonomy places the organism in Eukaryota, Metazoa, Platyhelminthes, Cestoda, Diphyllobothriidea, Diphyllobothriidae. The record is from the annotation of a GenBank genome assembly.